Messenger RNA from Heterocephalus glaber (naked mole-rat), 863 nucleotides. RefSeq names its product lysophospholipase like 1 (gene Lyplal1). The record is from RefSeq and is a predicted model, not a curated record. Gene Ontology annotation, molecular function: carboxylic ester hydrolase activity; palmitoyl-(protein) hydrolase activity. NCBI's taxonomy places the organism in Eukaryota, Metazoa, Chordata, Mammalia, Rodentia, Bathyergidae. Gene Ontology annotation, biological process: protein depalmitoylation. Gene Ontology annotation, cellular component: cytoplasm.
ACGGCUGGGGCGGGGAAGGGGCGGGGCCAGCCUCUUCGGCGAUGGCGGCUGUGUGCGGCUCGGGUCGCCUGCAGCGCUACGUGGUGGCGCCGUCCCGGAGACACAGCGCCUCGCUGAUCUUCCUGCACGGCUCAGGUGAUUCUGGGCAAGGACUGAGGAGCUGGAUCAAGCAGGUUUUAAAUCAAGACUUGACAUUCCAGCACAUAAAAAUCAUCUAUCCAACCGCUCCUCCCAGGCCCUACACUCCCAUGAGGGGUGGGCUCUCCAAUGUGUGGUUUGACAGGCUGAAGAUCUCUGCCGACUGCCCCGAGCACCUGGAAUCCAUCGAUGCCAUGUGCCAGGCGCUGACCGAGCUCAUCGAUGAGGAGGUCUGCAGUGGCAUCAGCAAGAGCAGGAUCCUGCUAGGAGGAUUUUCUAUGGGAGGAUGUAUGGCCAUGCAUUUAGCAUAUAGAAACCAUCAAGAUGUGGCAGGGGUAUUUGCUCUUUCUAGUUUUCUGAAUAAAGCAUCUGCUGUUUACCAGGCACUUCAGAAGAUGGAUGGUGUGCUCCCAGAAUUAUUUCAGUGUCACGGCAUGGCAGAUGAGUUAGUUCUUCAUUCCUGGGGCGAAGAGACAAACUCAAUGUUAAAAUGUCUAGGAGUGAACACAAAGUUUUACAGUUUUCCAAAUGUGUACCAUGAGCUCAGCAAAACUGAGCUGGAAACACUGAAGUAUUGGAUUCUUAAAAAGCUACCAGAAGAAAUGGAAAAACAAAAUGAAUGAAAUGAGAUUUGUUAAUAUGCAUGUACUGUCUUUGUGGAAAGUUAUAAUGUUAUAAAGCUACUGCCAAGACAAAAUGAUAAAUAAAAUACUGAGAUAAUUUAC